CCAGUUAGUCAGCCUUGCGCAGUCGAUGCGAACGGACGCGUCGCUCUGAAGAAAAAUUGAGAAAAGAAUUGCAUAUAGUAAUUGAGCCUAUUGAGCAAGCGAAACCCCUGGUGACCGCGUGUGAACUCGAAACUUACGAUUAUAACAGACAUAUUUAAAAUGGUCUUAAACGGCAUGCCCAUCACAAUGCCAGUACCAAUGCCAGUGCCUAUGCCAGUGCCCAUGCCUGUGCCCAGUCCACCGGCCACCAAGUCCCGCGUGGCCAUCGACUGGGACAUCAACGACUCCAAGAUGCCGUCGGUGGCGGAGUUCGACGACUUCAACGACUGGUCCAACGGACACUGCCGGCUCAUCUACUCCGUGCAGAGUGAUGAGGCCAGGAAGCAUGCCAGCGGUUGGGCCAUGCGCAACACCAACAACCACAACGUGAAUAUCCUGAAGAAGAGCUGCCUGGGAGUGCUCCUCUGCAGUGCCAAGUGCAAGUUGCCCAAUGGGGCCAGUGUGCAUCUCAGGCCCGCGAUUUGCGACAAGGCCAGGAGGAAGCAGCAGGGCAAACAGUGUCCCAAUAGAAAUUGCAAUGGACGCUUGGAGAUCCAGGCCUGCCGCGGCCACUGCGGCUAUCCGGUGACCCACUUCUGGCGCCGUGACGGCAGCGGCAUCUACUUCCAGGCCAAGGGCACCCACGAUCACCCACGGCCCGAGGCCAAGGGAUCCACGGAGGCGAGGCGGCUUUUGGCCGGAGGACGACGUGUGCGCAGUCUGGCCGUGAUGUUGGCCAGGGAAUCAGCACUGAGCGACAAGCUGAGCAGCCUGAGACCCACAAAACGGCAAGCCAAGACUCAGUCGAUGCAGGAGAGCAAGCGCAGGAGGAUGGGAGCUGCGGAUGUGAUCCCAACCAAGUCAGUGGAGUCAGUGGAGGCACCCAGCUAUCUGCCCACAUCGACGCCCACACACAGCAGCAACUUCAAUCAGAGUCAGGGAUCGUAUGUGGCCGCAGGACUGGGAUCAGUGAGCAGUCAGUGGAACGGAGAGAUUUACUACGAAACGGAGGAUCCAUUCUAUGCCAAUGGCAUGUACUCCUAUGACAUGCUCCACUCACCACUCUCCGCGCACAGCUCCACGGGCAGUUAUUACCAGGAGAACAGGGCGCAACAGCAACUGCAGCACUCGCAAUACCAGCAGCAACUCUCUCCGCAGCAACAUGUGCCCGUCAGCUAUGAUCCCAGCCAGCCAAUCUCCUCCAGCCUGCAGUGCGGAAUGCCCUUGUACGAAAGCUGCGACGAUACGUCCAGUUUGACCAGCAGCUCGGGCUACAGCUCCGAGGAUUAUGGCUACUACAAUGGAUACCUACCCAACUCCCUGGACAUGAGCAACGGCAGCCAAAGCCAGAAUCCCAGCCAGGACGGAAGUUUCUACACCACCAGCUCGGAGAUCUUCAGUGUCUUUGAAUCGACUCUCAAUGGCGGCGGCGUGUCCAGUGGCGUGGAUCUCAUCUAUGACGAAGCAACCGCCUACCAGCAACAUCAGCAACCGAGCAAUUUCCUGCAGCUCGCCAACUACCAACAGGAGCCGCAGGAUCAGAUGCACACCGGCGACUACUACUACAGCAACACGGGUGUGGACAACUCGUGGAACAUUCAAAUGGACGCGACAUAUCAGCCACCAGUCACCAGCACGGAUCCCAUCUACUGCUAGGGGAUCGGGUUAAGAUCUCUCAUCGCAGCCAUCGCAACUACUAUUACUGAGCCACUCAAGCGUUGUUCUAGUCCCUAGUUGAUUGAUUUGCAUUCAUGUUCCCAUUGCUUGUUGGUCUUAUUAUUACAUAUAUGAUAUAUUGUAUUGAACGUUUCUAGUUUUGUACUUUUGUACUUGUUUCCCCAGCUAUUCCAAAGUUUUAGAGCACGUAAGAGUAAUAGUAUACUUAAGCACAU
This is a messenger RNA of Drosophila santomea, 1931 nucleotides long. It is a transcript of the gene gcm, whose product is annotated as transcription factor glial cells missing. The transcript is spliced from 2 exons. Gene Ontology annotation, biological process: gliogenesis; regulation of transcription by RNA polymerase II. The coding region runs from base 160 to 1695 and encodes 511 amino acids. Lineage: Eukaryota; Metazoa; Arthropoda; Insecta; Diptera; Drosophilidae. Gene Ontology annotation, cellular component: nucleus. The record is from RefSeq and is a predicted model, not a curated record. Gene Ontology annotation, molecular function: DNA-binding transcription activator activity, RNA polymerase II-specific; RNA polymerase II cis-regulatory region sequence-specific DNA binding.